This is a messenger RNA of Platichthys flesus (European flounder), 3186 nucleotides long. Its product is annotated as Golgi phosphoprotein 3-like. Gene Ontology annotation, molecular function: phosphatidylinositol-4-phosphate binding. The transcript has 5 exons. NCBI's taxonomy places the organism in Eukaryota, Metazoa, Chordata, Actinopteri, Pleuronectiformes, Pleuronectidae. The coding region runs from base 200 to 1081 and encodes 293 amino acids. The record is from RefSeq and is a predicted model, not a curated record. Gene Ontology annotation, biological process: Golgi organization; Golgi to plasma membrane protein transport; retrograde vesicle-mediated transport, Golgi to endoplasmic reticulum. Gene Ontology annotation, cellular component: cytosol; trans-Golgi network; Golgi cisterna.
CACGGCCACCAUGUUGGAUCAGGAAGUAGACGGAGUCGGAGCAGGAAUCCCGAGCUGGGCUUAACGUACUCGGCAGUCUUCAUCCGAUCGACCCCCUGCAUCGUCUCCACGUCCGCGCCCCGGGUUUCAUGCCGUGUUGCUCGCCUGCCGGUCCAGGUCGCCGCUUCUCCCCGCAUCUGAUCAAUUUGCCGCAGCCGCGAUGAACUCUCUCUCCCAGAGGAACUCGGGCCUCGUCCAGCGGCGGAGCGAGGCCAUCCGCAGCGCCGCCGUCGAGAAGGACAGGGAGUCCGGCGGGGAGGAGGAGGAGGCGCGCCGCGGGGAGGAGGAGGACGACGACAAGGGGGACUCGAAGGAGACCAGGCUCACACUGAUGGAGGAGGUGCUGCUGCUGGGCCUCAAGGACCGAGAGGGCUACACGUCUUUCUGGAACGACUGUAUUUCUUCCGGACUCCGCGGGUGCAUGCUGGUGGAGCUGGCUCUCAGAGGGAGGCUACAGCUGGAGGCCUGCGGCGUGAGGAGGAGAAGCCUGCUGUCCAGGAAGGUGAUCUGCAAGUCAGACGCUCCGACGGGAGACGUGCUGCUGGACGAGGCCUUGAAGCACGUGAAAGAAACCCAGCCUCCUGAGACGGUCCAGAGCUGGAUAGAGCUGCUGAGUGGAGAGACCUGGAAUCCGCUGAAGCUGCACUACCAGCUGAGAAAUGUUCGUGAGCGUCUUGCUAAGAACCUGGUCGAGAAGGGCGUCCUCACCACCGAGAAACAGAACUUCCUGCUCUUCGACAUGACCACACAUCCACUCACCAACGGCUCCAUUAAACAGCGCCUUGUCAAGAAGGUCCAGGAGUCUGUUUUGGAGAAGUGGGUCAACGACCCCCACCGCAUGGACAAGCGGAUCCUGUCUCUGAUCCUUCUGGCGCACUCGUCUGAUGUUCUGGAGAAUGCCUUCGCCCCACUCCAAGAUGACCAGUACGACCUGGGCAUGAAAAGAGUCCACACUCUGCUAGAGCUGGAGCCGGAGAAAGAGAGCGCGAAGCCCAACGUCAACGAACUCAUGUGGGCUGUCGUGGCUGCGUUUACUAAGUGAAAACACCUGAUUGGUUGGACUGAAAGAUCUGGCUUUGGUCUGUGUUAUUUAAUUGAUUGAAGGACAUCACUUAAUCAGACAGACUUCACUUUAAUGAGACAAUCUGUCGGGGAGCCUGUUUGUACUGUACAUCUAUUCCGGAGGACAAUUGGGGGGUGGGGGGAGGGGAUAGAGCAUAUUAACCCAGUGCAAUCUAAUUGGUGGUGGGUGUCACCAGGUCACAUUUGGUUGGAUGGAAAAGUCUCUAAAUUACAAGUGACUGGCUGCUUUUUCACAGUGAGGUAAGUGAUCUGUCACUUUGAGGCUGGAAAUACUUGUAAACCCUUGACUCUGCAAACUGUCGGGCUUCUGUUAAUGUUAGACGGCAUCAGAGAACAAAGCAGACGGCAGAAGUAGUCAUGGUGAAUAUGAAGAUUAUGACUGUGGCCAAUUUUCCCCUCUACACAAAGGAAACUCUCCAUUACAAGACCUGACCAGAAUCAAACCCUGGUCUCCACACUCUUCCCCAUCCUUAUGCAAGGACAAAGGAUAGCAAGCUAUUUGCGCUCUUUGCACUCACGCAGGCCUCCUGCUUCAACAUACUCAUUCCCACUCGUGUUGGGAGAUCAUGCUUCGGGUUAACGUUCGAACACACGGACUCCCUUCCGUCUCCUUUCUUCCUCAUUGCAUUGUGGGGAGGAGAGAGAGAGGACCGACAUAAACGCAAGUUCAGUUCCUGCUUCAUCGAGACUGACCUGGGUAAUUUGGCGCUCAUCGACUGACCUGAAUGAAGAAUUAAACCUUGAGUCAACAAAUAUCUUUUACCGUAUUAGGUCGCUUCUCUUUAGCUAGGGUCCAAUCUUUGUUCAUACAACAAGACACGUCUUCCGCUUUUAUUUAUGUAGCUAAUCGAUGCUUGGGACUAGCCUGUCAUUUAGCAACUCUUUUGCACAGUCAAUAGCCCUGUAGGUCAGAUAGUAUUUAUAGGGAUUAUUCUUGAGUUGAGUAUACCCACUUGUGAAGAUGGGAUUCUGACCUUAGCAUCCAUGGUAAAGAAAAAGAGAGAUGUCCCUUAUUUUCUCAGCAGUUAUUGAUCUCUAUUGAUGAUGAAUACUUUAAAAUCAUUCCUCUGGACUAUUUUUAAGUGGGCGUUGCUCUGUGAGGACGUGUGGGGGGGGGGCUAGUGAGUAUUUUUUCCAGUUUAGAAAAAAGUUUAAAGGGUUAAUUCACCCAAAUUGUAUAGAAAAAUCUAUAUAUAUUUUCUUAGUUAACACUAGUGGUAUCCAGCCUUGCAGAUGGCUUCUGUUAUAUAUUAAGUUUUGAGACCGUCGCCUCUGAGACAUCGGCUUCUAUUGACAUUGGCUUCUAGCAGUAAAUAUAUAAUUCAAAUGCAACAUUUCCUGCAGGAGUUUCCCUGUCACUAAUCCACAGACUUCACUGUGAAGGACUUUCUAAAGAAAGAUAAAGAGAUUGCCCCUAUGAGAUCAGUGAACGUUAUGUCCCGUGGUUUAUACGAUCAGAUAACAACAGAGGUAAGUUACGGAAAUGCAUUUUGUAAUUUGGGUGAACCCAGUCUUUAAGUUUCCAUCUUGCAAUGUUGUGUAUUUUUCAGUUUGUACAUCACCUAAUAAUGUCUACCUAGUAAACCCAUGUGGGUGUGUUGAGUUGUUUUAUACCUGCAGGUGACAGGGCCCAGAUGAUUCCUAAUUUAAUACUGAGCAACUGUCCUAACAUGCUUUGGUGCAGGUCUGGGAAAACUCCCAUUUCCAUAUAAAGUCACAAUUGUAUACAUCAAUCUGGUGUGAUACAUGUAUGAAGCUAUAUCAUCUAUUGGCUCAUGGCAUAUUGCUCUGUCUGUUUUAUUUUUCUAACUACAAAACACCAGUAGGUAGGAAGAACUCUUGAGAUCUGUUUACUGCAAAGAGACCAUGCAUGCUAUUGGUGGAGGGCUGGGGUACUUGUGGAUGUAGCUACAGAAAAAGGCUUGUAUGUAAUUAUUAGUCAUUUUAUGUGUACGAUCUAAAGGAAUUCAAUGAAAGGGAUCUUCUCUCCUAUCCUCUAUAGUUCUGUAUGCUUUUGUAUUACCACACAAAAUAAAGUAAGGAUCAUUUAAGUGCCUGAAUUUA